AUGUUCAACAGUCAGCUGAUAGCUACUACAAUGCACCGCAGGCUGACAGUCGCCACCGCAACUCAUGUGCAGCCAGCGACCCACUAUGGUCCACCUCAGUUGCAGUUGCAACCACAGCAGAAGCAACCACAUAACAGCAAUCCACAGCCUUAUGCCAUUGUCACAUUGCCAACUGGACAACGUGUACAGGAUGCAGGUCAUGGCUCUGGGCCGUCGCCAAUGGCCAGUGGGAAUUUCAAUCAACCACCUCGUUUGGGUGACUAUAGCGCCCAAUCGCAAAGUGCCACAUUGGACACGUACAACUACAAGCAAUCGUUGCCCGGCGAUGCAAGAAGCUAUCAACGCUUUGUAACCAAAUGUCAGCCGAAUGGACAAUGUCAACAGCUAACUCUCAAUCCCGGACAGAUUGAUGGCGAUCAUCAGCAACUGUUGCAAGCGGCACGUGCGCAAACGCAGCCUGCGGCAAGUGGUUGCAAGAAGAAUAGUGUGUAUGUGCCACCAGGUGCACAACAGAAUGAUAAGGGACAACUGCGACCACGUGGCAGACGCACUUAUCCUCAUGUCCAAGAACAGCUGGUCAAGUAUCCCUAUAAUUAA
Messenger RNA from Drosophila innubila, 597 nucleotides. RefSeq lists its product as uncharacterized. The coding region runs from base 1 to 597 and encodes 198 amino acids. The record is from RefSeq and is a predicted model, not a curated record. The transcript has a single exon. NCBI's taxonomy places the organism in Eukaryota, Metazoa, Arthropoda, Insecta, Diptera, Drosophilidae.